Durio zibethinus is the source of this 1296-nucleotide messenger RNA. RefSeq lists its product as uncharacterized. NCBI's taxonomy places the organism in Eukaryota, Viridiplantae, Streptophyta, Magnoliopsida, Malvales, Malvaceae. The record is from RefSeq and is a predicted model, not a curated record.
UCCUUGUGUCUGCAACUGUGAAACUUCGUUAUCUGGGUUACUUUCGAUUUACCUAACAGAAGUUUUAUUGCUUUGGAUCCCCCCAUACCCCUAUACCCUAUUCCUCAUCUCUCUUUCAUAGCUUCCCUUCCCCGGCCCCUUUUAAAUUGCAAGAAUUCCCACGCCCACCCAAAGAUAGAGAACCCAAAUUCUAGACUCUCUCUCUUCCAGUUCAGCCUCCUGAUCUCUUUGAAAGGGCCUCUUUGAGAAGUGAGGUCAAUCUCCAAUAUACUCUAACACUAGCUCUUUCUCUGUAUCUUACAAUAUGGAUGAUUAUUAUAGAAGAAGCCAUGUUCCAGCUUUUGGCAGCUGGGAUUGGAACAAUGACCUCCCUUUUACUCAGUGUUUUGAAUCAGCUAGACAAGCUGGGUUGCUUCGUUACAGCUACUCAGAGGAUCGUGAUUUAUAUGUUGCCGGUGAUCUUUAUGAAAAUGAUGUUGUUACUCCUGCCAUGAUUGUUGUUCCGCGCAGAAGGACGAAAGUACGACAGUCUCAUGUUAAAGAAGGGAAAAAGCAAAGCUGGGAGGUCAAUAACGUGAAGCAACCACCAAGCCCCACUCUUCUGCCCAGGCCAAAACCCAAACCCGUUGAUGAAGACCUCUACAAAAUCUCCCCUGAGCUUCUUUACUCUAAAUCCAAAAAGAAGAGAGGGUUGGGCUUCUUUUCAAGCUGCUUGGUGCCGAGUUGUGUAUUGUGAAGCUGCCAUUGCCCAUUGCCAAGUGCAAUAUAUAUGCUAAAGCUUAUAUAUCUAUAUAGGAUUACGUAAAUAUAGUUUAAGGAGUUGAGAAGAGUAAAUGGAUAAUGCCAUGCCCAUGGCAUGUACUUCUUUCCCUUCCCUUAGGGGAAUUAUUGGGUUAAGAAGAAGAUUAUUAUUAUAGUGAUUAUGAUUAUGUGAGGAUUGUUAUGAGCAGAAUCUUGUUGUCAAGAAGGUUCUUUUUAAAACCUUCCUUUUUUUGUAAGGCAAUCUUUUGGAGGCUCUUACGAUGAAAAUUUGAAAAUCUUGGUUGACAAUUUGAAGGGUAAUGGAAAUGGAAUUUGGAAUGAAAAAAGGCUUGUAAAAACUGAGAAAAUGCCUUGUUAAUAUCGCAAGGUUUGUAUAUUCCCUUUCAACUAUGUGUAAAAGAAUUCUACUUUCUUUUUUUAGCAUUCAAAUUCAAACCUUUUGUGGUAGUUCUUAUUUUAGAUAAGCUUGUACAUCAUGAGAGAUCACGUGAUUCUAUUGACUAUUAUAUGUGUAUUUUCAGGUAUCAUUUUCAA